This is a messenger RNA of Letharia columbiana, 369 nucleotides long. RefSeq lists its product as uncharacterized. The transcript has 4 exons. The record is from RefSeq and is a predicted model, not a curated record. NCBI's taxonomy places the organism in Eukaryota, Fungi, Ascomycota, Lecanoromycetes, Lecanorales, Parmeliaceae. The coding region runs from base 1 to 369 and encodes 122 amino acids.
AUGGAAGACGACUAUGAGCUGGCGCACAGUUCUGGUGUUACGAAAAUGCCAGAACAGAUCCAUUACACCCAGCGGGGAUCCAUUGACCGUGAUGAAGCCGACCUCAUGCGCCUUGGUAAGAAGCCAGUCCUGAAGCGCCGAUUUGGGUUCAUGUCGUUGCUGGGUUUCAGUUGUACGAUUCUCAUCACCUGGGAGGGCAUUUUGAUCGUCUUCGACAUUGGAUUUGCGAAUGGAGGUCCCGCCGGUCUGGUGUAUAGUUUUCUGGUCGUGUGGAUCGGGACUGCCUCAGUUUACGCGUGUUUGAGCGAGCUUGCUUCAAUGUGUUUUCAAAUGCCAACAUUCUUUGAAGCCUGGACUAAAGCAUGUUAG